Emiliania huxleyi CCMP1516 is the source of this 477-nucleotide messenger RNA. RefSeq lists its product as hypothetical. The annotation marks the transcript as partial. NCBI's taxonomy places the organism in Eukaryota, Haptophyta, Isochrysidales, Noelaerhabdaceae. The record is from RefSeq and is a predicted model, not a curated record. The transcript has a single exon. Gene Ontology annotation, cellular component: cytoplasm; nucleus. Gene Ontology annotation, molecular function: protein binding.
AUGGUUCUCCGAGACGCGGAGCUCUUCGGCCACUUUGGGCUGCCGGAGGAGUCGACGCGCCGCACGCUAGGCCCUCCCGUCCAGACCGUUGACGCGGAGGACCUGACUCGCCGCCUGACUCUGGCGGUCGAGGCGGGUCACGAGUCGCUCGUCCGCCUCCUGCUCGACGCGGGCGCUGACGUCAACCGGCGCAACACCCGCGGCGUGACGCCACUGUACUCUGCGGCGCGGGCGGGCAGGCGCGAGAUUGCAGCGAGCCUGCUCGGCGCGGGCGCGCUCGUUGACGCGAGCUGCGCGGGCGACGGUCGCUCGGCGCUGCACGGCGCGGCUCACGCGGGCGAGACGGAGCUGGUCUCGGCGCUGCUCGCUGCGGGCGCCAACGCGGGCAUGCGCAGCAGCUCGGGCGAGACGCCGCUGCACCUCGCCUGCUCGCGUGGCCGGGUGGGUGCAGUGCGGCUGCUGAUCGCCGCCCGGGCG